Messenger RNA from Dromaius novaehollandiae (emu), 11638 nucleotides. RefSeq names its product FRAS1 related extracellular matrix 1 (gene FREM1). Gene Ontology annotation, biological process: anatomical structure morphogenesis; cell communication. The transcript has 39 exons. NCBI's taxonomy places the organism in Eukaryota, Metazoa, Chordata, Aves, Casuariiformes, Dromaiidae. The record is from RefSeq and is a predicted model, not a curated record. Gene Ontology annotation, cellular component: membrane. The coding region runs from base 578 to 7135 and encodes 2185 amino acids.
AGGGAAGAUCUGGGGCUGGCUGCCAGGGAAGCAUUGCUUAGUGUAAAACACUUCAAGGCAUCUUAAAAUACUCUUAUCAUAGGGAGCCCGAAAGCUUUCCUACUCUGGGACCUCUGCAGUCAGGAGCAGCCUCGUAAGCAAAAUUUAUCAUCUUGUGUUCAGCCUCCUGAAGUAACACUGCUGAAGGGCUCGGAAGCAUUCAGCAAGAUUUAUUUUUUUGGAAUUGUCUGUUUAAUGAAACAUACUGGCAGAAAGAAACAUGAUAUAAAGCCCUGAAAAUAUCACAAAACCUUUCAAUAUUGGAUUAACAAACCUUAAAAGUACUCUGAGAACACAUUCAUCAUUUUGUCAGACUUGAUCAAUGAAUUUUAUUAAAGCCCAAGGAUAUUUUGAAAGGCCCCUGUCCAAAUAUCAGCCAAAGGAGAGCAUCUUAACAGAAAACACGUGGUACAUUAUUACCUGCGACUAAUGGUUUGGUCCUUCAUUAUACUGUGAAAAUCUGCUGGAGGAGGAAGAGAAGACCUCUUUUGUUAAGAGCAUUUUUACUAGUGGAAAAGAGCUCUUUUCCCCUCACAACAUGAAGCCCUUUGAGAACAGCUGGUUGUUUCUACUGCUGGCUGUUAUCCUGAGAGUCGUCUGUGCCUCCUUUAUCAGUGUCAACCUUGGGGUGAAAGUGAUGAAGGGACAGUCUGUCUUCCUGUCAGAAGAUGACCUCAAGUUUACCAUCCCCAGAGAGAAAGAUGCCUGUAAAGUAGAAGUUGUGAUUAAUGAGCCAAUAACUCAGAGGGUUGGGAAGCUGACUCCACAGGUGUUUGACUGUCACUUCCUUCCUAAGGAAGUCAGAUACACGCACAACGGCUGUCCGCUUCUAGAUGAAGACAGUGUCAUGCUUAGGCUGUACAGAUUUACAGAAAAUGAAACAUUUGCAGAAACAUUCAUCCUCCAUGUGCAGUUACUUGAACCAGACUGUAACAUCAUCAAAAUGCGCACCCAGGCCCUGGAGGUCCCCGAGUACUAUGGUCUGUCCAGGGUGAUCGACAAGAAUGUCCUCACUUUUGACUAUGACAGGAAGAUAAACUUGGACUGCACCAUCACCGUGGCCUCUCUGGAAAUGCACCUGCCUGCUCACGGCCAGCUUAUCAUCGGGGAAGGGCAGCGAGAGCAGCCGCGUGGAGACCAGCCACAGAGCUUCUUCCCCGGUUCCAAGCACAGCCUAGGCCAGCCGUGCAGAAGCGGGAACUGCGUGCCAGGACCGGGAGCGAUUCACAACACAAAAAUGAGCUGUGAAGAGUUUCUGAGGAUGGGGAUCCGAUAUCAGCAUCUUGACCCUCCCUCGCCUGACACUGACUAUAUUCCUGUCAGACUUGAUCUCACAGAUACCAGAAGCAAAACUUUGCACAAGACUGAGUAUGCAUGGCUCCCCGUUCAGAUUAAAGGUGCUAUUCCCAACCAAAUCCCCAAAGCUGCCCUUACGGCAAAGUUCAGCCUGGAGGUAGACCAGUUUAUUUUAACUCCCAUAACAACCACCACUGUUGAUGCCGAAGACAGUGAAACACCGAAGCCCCUGCUUGUAUUCAACAUUACCAAGCCGCCUCCACGGGGCUUCAUCACUCAUCUAUCAGACCACACAAAACCGAUUGGCUCCUUCACAUGGAAAGAUCUCAGUGACAUGCUUGUUGCUUAUCAGCCUCCCAAUAACAGCCACACAGAGAGGAGGAAUUACAAGGUGGAGUUUGAGGUCCAUGACUUCUAUUUUGAAAGGAGUUUACCAAUUACUGUGCAUCUUUCUAUCAGAACAACAGAUACAAAUGCUCCUCGGGUUUCAUGGAAUACAGGCCUCAACCUCCUGGAAGGGCAAUCCCGACCGAUCACAUGGGAACACUUCCAAAUUGUAGAUAAUGACGACAUCCAAAAUGUUCGUUUGGUCACAGUAGAUGGCUUGCAGCAUGGGCGGCUCACAGUGAGAGGAGGGAAAGGAUUCAUGUUCACAGUCUCCGACAUUCAGGCUGGAGCUGUAUACUACCAUCACGAUGACAGUGAUUCUACAAAGGAUUUUGUGGUGUUUAGGAUUUUUGAUGGCCCCCACAGUAUUCGCCAUAAAUUUCCAAUCAAUAUCCUUCCUAAAGAUGACAGCCCUCCAUUUCUAAUCAGCAAUGUGAUAAUUGAAGUUCAUGAAGGACAGAUGAUCCUGAUCCAGGGCUCCAUGCUUCAAGCCUCUGACAUGGACUCCAGCGAUGAUUACAUACUGUUUAAUAUUACCAAGCCACCACAUGCUGGAGAAAUCAUGAAGAAACCAGGACCAAACCUGAUAGGAUAUCCUGUCACUACUUUCCUUCAGAGGGAUCUAUUUAAUGGAAUAAUUUAUUAUCAUCAUUUGGGAGGAGAAAUAUUUGAAGAUUCCCUUGAGUUUGUCUUGUGUGAUAGCCAUGACCCUCCCAAUCUCUCAGAGCCACAGGUGCUGAUGGUGCACAUUAUCCCUGUGGAUGAUCAGCUACCCCGAGAAGCCCCAGGAGUGACCCGUCACCUGGUUGUUAAGGAGACUGAGAUUGCUCAUCUAACUAAGAAACAUCUCCACUUCGUAGACGUGGAAGAAGAAGAAAGGGAACUCACAUACACCAUAACCUCUUCCCCAUUUUUCCCUUGUAGACACAGCCACUUAGACGCUGGGAAGCUGUUUAUGGUGGACACCAUCCCAAAACUGGUCAAGGAUCCUGCUGCCCUUGCGCUGAGGUCAUUUACUCAGCAUGCUGUGAAUUAUAUGAAAGUUGCCUACAUGCCCCCACUGCAGGACAUUGGGUCUGAACCUCAGCAAGUCCAGUUUAUAUUUUCUGUCAGCAAUCAGCAUGGGGGCACUUUGUAUGGGAUCUGCUUCAAUAUUACGAUUCUUCCUGUGGACAACCAACCCCCAGAGGUGUUCACAAGCCAUCUGAGAGUGGAAGAAGGUGGCCUGAUCCCCAUCACGGAGGGGCACAUUCGCCUCUCUGACGUGGACACGAGACGGGAGCACCUCCUGCUCUUCCUGCGGAGACAGCCACAGCACGGUGCCGUGGAGCUGGAUGGCGUUCCCAUGAAGGAAGGUGACAGGCUUUCCUGUGGGGACCUGCGCACACUGGCAGUCAGGUACCGGCAUGAUGGCUCAGAGACACUUACUGAUGAUAUCCUCUUUGCAGCCACUGACAGCAUCCACUCAGUAGAGUUCACCUUGCAGGUCAAGGUGUUGCCUGUGAACGAUGAGCCACCUGUCAUGCGAACAGGCCUCAUUCCUGUUGUACACUGCCUGGAGGGUGAAGAAGUGGUCCUUUCCUCAGAGUACAUUUGUGCAACAGACGCAGACAGUGAUGACAUGAAGCUGGUGUUUACGCUGGUUCGCCAGCCCUACCAUGGGGUAGUGAGGAAAGCUGGCAUCGUUGUGGAUCGUUUUUCUCAAGCUGAUAUCACCUCUGGCUUAGUCACAUACAAGCACACAAGUGGGGAGAUUGGCCUGACUCCUUCCUUUGAGAUCUUAACCUUUGUUGUCUCUGAUGGUGAAGCUGGCUCAGAUGUCAAUGACUGCUGUUAUGACGGACCUCUUCCUCCUCCAGUUCCACUUCAUGAUCCAUUGCCAGUAUUUGACCUUAACAUCACUGUACUUCCAGUGGACAACCAGCCUCCAUCCAUCACAACUGGUGCAAGGUUUGUGGUGGAGGAGGGCUCCUCAGCAGCCCUUACUGCUAACCAUUUGUUUGCCACUGACCCUGAUACCGCUGCCGAUGACUUAGAGUUUGUCUUGGUUUCUCCUCCCCAGUUUGGUUACAUUGAAAAUAUACUGCCUUCUCCUGGGUUUGAGAAGAGCAACACUGGUAUAAGUAUAGCAUCCUUUCAGCUGAAACACCUGAAAGCCCUGAAUAUAAACUAUGUACAGUCCAGGCACAUGCGGAUUGAGCCAACAUCUGACCAGUUUGUACUUUACGUCACUGAUGGGCUGCAUCACUCAGCAGAGACUCCAUUUUUCGUGCUGAUCAACCCAACCAAUGAUGAAGUCCCAGAAUUCAUGGCAAGGAACAUUUCUGUUCAAGAGGGUCAGAUGAAAGAGCUGAAUCUCUCUGUUAUCAAUGCAAUCGAUCUGGAUGUGCCUCAGGAUCAUUUGGUGUUCAGUGUUGUGCAGAAGCCCUGGCAUGGGUUUCUCAUUAAUGGAGUUCAUGGCAACGAUAUUCUACACUACAAACAGUUAAUUACUCAUCAUCACAGCCACGAACUUCUUGUUCAUGACUUUUCCAUGGAGCUACUUAUGAAUGGAAUGAAGCUGAUAUACAUGCAUGAUGACUCGGAAAACCUCACUGACAGCUUUAUAAUCCAGUUAUCAGAUGGGAAACAUAAAGUCCUCAGAGCCAUUUCAGUAAAGGUCAUUCCUGUUAAUGAUGAGAAACCAGUGCUGAGCAAGAAGGGUGAUAUAGAGGUACACAUGGGUGAAACCCGAAUCAUUUCUAGUGCUGUUCUGUCAGCUGAAGAUAAGGAUACCCCCAGGGAGAGAAUUUAUUAUCUAUUUGAAAGAAUUCCAGAAAAUGGUCAGCUUCAGCUCAAGGUUGGCAGAGACUGGGUGACUCUCCAAACUGGAAUGAAGUGCACCCAGGAAGAACUAGAUAUGAACCUUGUGAGAUACAUCCAUACAGGAGCUAUAGGGUCCAAGAACCAAGACAGCUUCACAUUUUAUCUGUGGGAUGGAUACAACAGAUCCCCAGCUGUGGACUUCUACAUAAAUAUCAAGGACAUGGAAAAGGGAGAUAUUGCUGUUUUCAUAAAGCCUCUUAGAGUGCCAAAAGGGGAUCGAGGCUACAUUACGACAGAUGCCCUCCUUGCAUUGGAUGGAACGGACAAACCAGAGGAGCUCCUUUACGUGAUAACCUCCCCACCUCAGUAUGGACAGAUAGAGUACGUCAGCUAUCCCGGCAUCCCCAUUACCAGCUUCAGUCAAAUGGAUGUAGCAGGCCAGAUAGUCUGCUAUGUUCACAACACUAAGGCACCUGUUUCUGAAGAUACAUUCAGAUUCAUCAUCAGCAAUGGACUGAGGACUAAGCAUGGGACACUCACGAUCUCCUUGGAGGCAGUCGACCAAGCUUUACCCACUCUGUCUAGGAACACGGGGUUAAGAUUAGUGGAAGGCACUAUGGCACUCCUUUCUCCUGAUGUCCUGCAGCUUUCAGACCCAGACACUGCCAAAGAAAACCUUACCUUCCUCUUGGCUCAGGUCCCCCAAAACGGUCAUCUGUAUUAUCGAGGGGCUGUGCUACUGCAGCACAAUUUCACCCAGCAAGAUGUGGACAACAUGGAUGUUGCCUAUAAACAUCGAGGUGGGGAUUCCCAGAUUGACAGAUUUACAUUUGUUGCAACAGAUAGGACUAAUCAAGGCUUCAUCGUGAAUGGGAGGGUGCAGAUCGAGCCAGUGGCAUUCACCAUUCAGGUGGACCAUAUGGACAAAACAGCACCAAAAAUUAUUCAUCUCCAUUGCUUUACUGAUGUAGAACUGCUGAAGAAUGGCAAUUAUGGGAUCUAUAUUACUGCCAGGUCCCUGAAGGCAUCUGAUCCCAAUACAGAAGAUGACAAAAUAUUUUUUAAGAUUUUACGAGGUCCUCAUUAUGGCUACCUGGAAAAUAUAACCACAGGUGGUUUUAUCCAUGAAGGGUUUAGCCAAAAAGAUUUAAACAGUAAAAUCGUACUUUAUGUCAUCAAUCCGCUGCAGGAAGUGAAUUCAGAUGACUUGGAGUUUCAAGUCACAGAUCCCAAUGGAAAUUCAGCGGUCCCUCAAAUACUGGAACUAAGGUGGUCUCGGAUUGAAAUGCAACAGAUGGAAUAUGAAGUGUGUGAGAAUGCAGGAAUGGUGUCACUGAAAAUCACUAGGGCAGGACACUCUGCAGACUCUGCCUUUAUUGCAGUGAAGAUCAACGAAAUAUCUGCUGUGUUGGGAAAGGACUUUACAGUGACUCCCUCUAAACUUGUUCAGUUUGAUCCAGGAAUGUCAACCAAGAUGUGGAAUAUAGCAAUUACCUAUGACGGAUUAGAGGAAGAUGAUGAAAUCUUUGAAGUAGUUCUGAGCUCCCCUGUGAAUGCCAUUCUUGGCACCAGAACAAAAGCUGUAGUGAAAAUUUUGGACUCAAAAGGAGGUCAGUGCAGCUCUUUCCAUUCCUCUGGCCAAAAUAAGCGUGACUUCUGGGGAAGAGGCACGCUGUUUCCAGUUUCCUCAGGCUCCUCAUCACCUUCCAGGCCUGGCAGCAUUCACUUGGAAGGGAUCCCACCAUCUCCUUCCAGAGGGAUGGCAGAGCAUAGAGGGGACGUGCUGCAGGAACACAGCUUGGCAAAUCGGUCAAGGACCAGGCUAAGAGUGAUUGGAAAUGGCAGAAUAGUUCAUCCCUCAUCUGUAUUUAGAAAUGGAACCGAUGUGGUUUUCAAAUAUCAUGGGAUGGUAUCGCUCAGAAUAGAGGAAGACUCCUCAUCAGCUAAAGCAAACAACAAGGCUGAAGUGUCAGUAAUUAACCAAGCACAACCACAGAUAGAUACAAUCGCCUCUAGGAAGACGGAAAUCCCACAAGCUGAUAAGGCAGAACUGGCAUCUGAACCGAGCUCUAGCCAUCAGGACCUUUACUCCUUUCCAAAGGUGUGUACACCAGAUUUAAAGGGGCUCUUGCAUUAUGAAGAAAGCACUCAAAGGCUGUAUCAGUGUAAUGGAAUAAUAUGGAAGUCCUGGAAGUCCCAAAGCAAGGAAGUGAGUACGAAAAUAUGUCCUGCUGGAUGGAGUCAUCAUGAGGGUAGCUGCUAUUUCCUGGUAGUGAAUCACAAGGUCACCUGGAAUACCGCUGCUCGGGCUUGUAGAGAACAAUACCUGGGGAGUCUAGCAAGUGUGGCUAAUGAACAACACAUGAAAUGGCUGUGGGACUUCAGUGGGAGGAAGCCCUUUUGGAUAGGCUUGAAUGACCGAGUGAACGCUGGACAUUGGGAGUGGAACGGCGGAGAACCCAUCACCUACAUAAACUGGAGAAGAGGCCUCUAUCGCCUCCCAAAGAGAGGGAAGAAUUGCGUAUUGGUGCAGAAGCGAGGGAAAUGGCAAGCAACGGACUGCAGGAAGGUCAAACAGAACAGCUAUAUAUGCUCAAGAAAGCUGUAAAGAAUGGAGGAUCCUUGUGCAUGCAUGAGGCCUUUCCUGUUGUUUCAGUUUUAUUUGCAGUCAUGUGAGGGUAGGCAGUUAGAAAACUCUCUAAAUUAUCAGCAAGAAUUUUUUUGCAUGCUGCCACAGGUGCAGAUGCAUUGGGGUCUAAUCAGGAAACAGAGGUCAGUUGCAAAGACUGAAUCUAGAUUAAGAUUUUACACUCUCCUCAAAGAUUCUGAUCUGUCACUUAUUCUUAAGUAUUUUUACACCAAAGAGCAAGGCCAGAAGGCUUUCAUCAAAUUUCUGUGUAAACAUACUUAACUUAAAAAACAAAAAUAAACUAAUAUAUCCUUUUAUUUCUUUCUCCCUGAAGGAGGGACUGUGAAUUGGCUAUUUCUUUAAUUUAGUUGCCAUAAAACUGCAGUUUUAUCCUGUAAUCAUAGAAAGAGGAAGACUGCUUGGAGCAGAAAUAGGGGCAGUCUGCUGGCUGAAAACAGGUUAUCUUGGGUGAGGAGGAAAGAGACAUGAUAUUCGGAUACAGGUGCUUCUUUCGUGGAUGCACUAUUACAAAUAUUGUAUGAAAAGAAUUCCAAUGGAAAGCCUUAGUGUCAGAGUACCAACAGGAGCAAAGGCUUAUAUUUCUCUUUCUAAUUGCACAAGACCAGAUCCCAAACUUUCAUAUCCUAAUGGAUCUGCUCUUACAAGGCUGUACGUUGUUUGAUACUCCUGAUCAAAAUAAUUCAAUGUUUUUCAGCAGUGCAGGAUGGUGCUAUAACUUUUGCAAUGAAAUUAAAUAAUGGAACCCCAGUAAUCUAGUGCUAUCUGAAAAGGUGGUUUAUGCAAAACAUUAAUACAGAAGCUUAAUCCCAGAAUAUUAUCAUAGGAUAUUCUGUGAUACAUUAACGUCAAUAGGAUUUAUAUGUGUGUAUAAGCCAACGUCUAGUGAGACAUAUUUUGUUCUAAAGCAGCUAUGGGUUUUGAAAAGUAUUAAUCUAAGUCCUCAUUAGGGAUUUGAGGUCUUUUAAUAAUAAUAACAUAAAAUCCAGAUUUAGUUCUGAGAAAGGCUUAAAAACCAGCAUUUAACAGGAAAAAACAGCUGGAAAAAAACUUCAUUUUAGAUAUAUGCAUUUGUCUUGUUACCGUUUGGUAACAUUAUAAUAAAGUUAUAUCUUAUGCAUCAGAAUUUUUUUUUUUUUUUACUUUAGGAACCACUGCCAUCUUUAAAAUUUAAAAAAGAAACAAGUCACAAGCUUCCUAAAAAUAAAUAAAUAAAUAAAGCCUCCUCCCCCCUGCCCCAAACCCUUCCUCUGCCCAUGGGUGUGUGACAGUUGGUGUGGUAGUAAGCUGAAUUUGUCCUAUACCAUAUGAACUCUCAGCCCUCCCAUCUGCUGCCCAGCAGUUCAUCCUGUCCCUUGCCCCCAUCGGUGUCUAUAUUCAGCCAGCCUCUGCAUUAAUUGCAUCUGUACCUCGUUUGUACCUCUGCUCCUUUUGAGGUUCCUGAAAGUAAUUUCUCAGGCAUGAGAGGGAACAAUUGCAGCAGGACCACCUCUCCUCCCUAGGCUGAGGGACACUAUUCCAGGUGUUAGCCUUCCUCCUUUCCCACAGCAUGUCUUAGAGGAACAUGGACGUGAGUAGCUAGGCAACCUUUAUAUUUUAAUUUUUUAAAGCAGAGAACCUCUGUGAAAGGACUGUUGCAGAUAAGCACAAGUGCAUUGCUUACAGCAAAAAUGCUGCAGUGAAAACCUUACCACCCUUACUGUUGAUCUCAACAAAUACAAAUAUACAUAUAUAUUUACAGUAUUACUUUUUCGUAAUCUUUACGCCAAGCUUCUAAGCCAAAUCAGACUUUUGUGUAAGAAUUUAUCUAGACCAAAAAGAAAAGCACUGUGAGCAUAGCUACGCUAAUUAUUUCAAGAAUUCCUCAGAACAAGUAGCCUCUUGAGAACCUGUCCAGACCUGUUCAUUUUUCUCUCUGAUAGUUUUCACUGCAAAAAAGAUAAGCCUCCAGAAAGUACACUUGAAAACCAACUUUGAAAGUGUGGGGCUCUGUUACUAUUGUGUUCUCGGAUUACAGUGAAAAUUGGACUAAAAAAACUUGGUAAGACAUACAACGUAAAAUUCUAUUUCUUUAGGGCUUUCUUUUUAUUAAAACUACAAAGUUAACUGGUGAUAUCUUGAUAAAACCCAUCAUGAUUAUUUAAAUAUAUCUCCUAAUUAUUUAAUGAAGAACUUAAGAUAGAGUGAAUUUUGGCCAUGGUGUUCAUUACCUGACUCGUAGCUAAUAAAUGACUAAUGCCUAGGCAGAGACAACAGUGAGUUCAGAGGUUUGUUUGUGUAAGAAGGGAGAUUUUAGCCUUUUCCUUUCUUCAUAAUUAAUUCGAACUACCUUAAAGUAAUUGAAGAAUAUUGGGAUUUCACUACACAACAGACCAUUAGCUGUUCAAAUCGUAUGUGCUUACUAGUUUUAGAUUUAAUACAAUACAAUAACACAGCUAAAAUUCUUUUAUGACGGUGCAAGGAUAUUUCUAACCUGAAAGGCUGCUGAAAUGUGUUUCAGUACAUAUGAACUGUUUGAAACACUUGUUCAUAAAUUAUCCUUAGUCUGUCCUUUAAAAUGAAGCAUUAUUUUCAGUGAUUUUUAUGCCUUUCAUUAGAAUACUGGGGUCCAGAGAAUAUGACAUAUUCAAGUCAAGGAAAGCAAAAGUAAAAGAAGUAAAGUAAUUUUUGUUGCCAUAGGAAGUUGCUAUCUCUGAGAGGUUUAGUAAAGAGCAGCCCUAAAAUCCCAAGAUAUUAUUGUGACUUCUAGUCAUUUAUAUGGUUUGAAUCAGACUCUGUGUCAAUGCAAGGGAAAGGCAGUGUUGAGAGAAUCAGCAUCACCAGGGGAGUUUUGAGAGGCCAAAAGGAAGAGCAGGGAGCACAUGAAUAUUUGUAUUCACCCAUGGAUGUCAUGCUUUCGGAUGAAUAAAGGAUUUAGUACACCAGAACAAUUCAUAUGUCUUUUAUGAGCAACAGAAUAAAUGAAGAUAAAAUAGUUCUGUAUAUGGAACCCAACUGUUAGAUUAACUUUCUUUAGAAGGCAAACUAAUGGCAUCAAGAUGUUUGUGUGCAAGUAUGUCUCUUUUAAUCACUUCUCUCCUUGUCAAAUAUCUUUUAAAUCUGUUGACCAAUUUCAACCAAACUUGACAGAGGAAUAGAUAACUCAAAGGCAAUUGUUUUGAAAAAAGAAAUUAAUAAACAACUAGCCACAGGAGCACUUCCCCCAAAGCAAAAUAUUUUGACCUGAAUUUUUGUGCUUUUUUACUGUAGAGAACUUGUAGGGGGGAGACCUUCCGAAUUCAACUGUGAGGAAAGCUGCAGCCAAAAAAAUUAUCUUACUGGCCACCAGAUUCAACCAAACACAAAGAAGCAAAGCUUCAAUAGCCUUAGAAUGAAUUGUUUGCAUUUGUGUGGAUAAGUCUGUUAUUAACUUCAUAGAAUUCAAGUUUUAAUCUGAAGUUUUCAAGAUCUCUUUAGUACACAUUGAAACCUAUUGAGCGCACUUAUGUUUUCACUCGCUCAUUCUAAAAUUGUAAGAAUAGCUUUGAGGGUAUUAUAUAUAGAAUUCAGUGAAUAAUGUGAUUCUACCUUAUUUACAACACAAGACUGGUGCUAACCUAAUUUUUGUAUUCAUAACACUAUAUAUACUGUUAGGUGUAACUAUGUAAUCUGUGUUAGGACAAAACUGAUCCAUAUCAUUUUGGUGAAUAUGUGUUUCUUCAGUUUCUUUCCAUAAUUGUAUAAAAGUUUUUUUUUCUUUUUUUAAGUGAUAAAAAGCACAGCACUGGGCAUAAUAGAAAUGCAUCUAUAGUUAAGCACAAUAUAUCUAUUGUUUACUCUAUGAAGUUUCAGAAUUCUGUUUCUUCUUCUGUAUGAGUCUAUUCCUAUUCCCAGAUUAUGAAAGAGGGUCAUUUAUGUCAUGGGCACAUCAUUUUUUAAGAGGAAAACAGUGAAAUGUUUUCUGAGAAGCGAAUCUAAGGAAUCAGAAACUUUAAUUUCUGCAAGUAGAUAUUCAAGAGAAUGAAUUCAAGAGAGAUUGUCAGUCCAUAAAAUUGAAUUUAAAUAUAAUUCUUAAUUUAAGAAAGAAUGUAAAAAGUCAUUGUUCCUCAGUAAGCUCAGUCACUUUCAUGGAAUAUAUGCAGAUUUCAGUUCUGCUCUCUUAUUCCCCUACAGCAAGCUAUGCUGCAUGUAAUAUAGAGAGCUCUUACUCCUGUUUCCGUUGCUUAACUACUAUUUUGUACAGCAGUACACAACCAGUAUAAGGUCAGAAGAUGAGAACACACUAGGGUUUGUUGUUUUAUCUAAUACUAAGAGAAUGUAUUCUUUCAGUCAGAAGAAGUCCAAACUAUCCUAAUGAAUAGGAAUCUGAUAUCUGAAGUACCAUAUAUAAGCACAACAGGCAAAAGGAAAUUAUUCUAUGUGUACAGACAAAAUUUUUAGACAUUCUAAUGAAUUUUUACUUUAAUAAAAGAGUAAGAAACCUUA